This is a messenger RNA of Acaulospora morrowiae, 846 nucleotides long. Lineage: Eukaryota; Fungi; Glomeromycota; Glomeromycetes; Diversisporales; Acaulosporaceae. The record is from the annotation of a GenBank genome assembly.
AUUUUAGAUAUGUCUCAAACCUGUGAAAUGGAAAAAAUCCCAAAACGCUUUAAAGUACUGAGUCUUCGUGAACUAGGAAAAACAGAGCGUGAUACGAUUUCCAAAGAUUAUAAGAAAGUAAACAGACAUUUUAAGGUACUGACUCUCCAUGAGUUGGGAAAAACAGAACGCGAUACGAUCUCAAAAGACUUCGAAAAAUUAAAAACUUCAGAAAUAUCGGAAGAAGUUAACUCAUUUUCAAAAACUUUGGAUCACCUAACGCUACCUCCAUACUUCACGUCAACUUCAUCUCAACAGAAUUUUGACUCAACACGAAUUGCGAAACAGCCUCCCUUAUAUUACGUAAAUCAAGUAUCCACAUCCUCGGUUUAUCACCAACCAAUAACACCACAAUUAUCAGAAUACUCAUGGCAUGAUAGGUCGUCAUCCAAUUCUGAAAAAGAAUUCAUUCAUUUACCGAACGGAAUGCCUUCUAUAGAUUGUACUUCUUCACCUCAAUCCAUCACAAGUAUCAAAGAAUAUGAUGGAUUAAAUAUUAAUAUAUCGGAUUUAAUUUGGACUUCAGACGUCAGUAAGAAUGCUGAAAAUACAAGUGAUGUAAGCCUUUGUAAACUACAGGAAUAUAUGUUAAAACAAUCGAUUAAAAACCUCCACAUUGCAGUAAAGUCCACCAUUGCGGCAUAUAAUGAUUUAAAAAAUUGUUUCCUUCCCGGAGAAAAGUUAAAAGUUGAUCCACCACCAUCCGAAAUAGACCCAAAAUUAUGGUCAGAAUUGUUAGAAUUGUUGUCGAAUUGUUAUAGUUCUGACGAGAAUAUAAAGUGCCUUAAUGCAUAUAACAGUCAGUAG